CUUCGGAAAAAACCUCAUCUUCUUCGUCUAAGUUUUUUUUCGCUAUCUUCUUCGUCUCUUUCUGUAAUGCUAAUGGCUACCAAUCUCUCCUUUUCUCCUCAAUCCCUAAUUCCACUUCAAAAGCCUUCGCUCUUACCACGAGUUCAACUCGGUCACUUCCUCCAGCUCAACUCAGUGAGUCGUAUUUCGACUGCUCGUCUUCAUGAAUCCGGCUCUCGAUCGGGGGUUUUGGUUCGAGCUGCAUUGGAUAGCGAUUACUCGUCGAAGAGGAGUAGUAGCAAUGAGCAGAGGGAGACGAUUAUGUUGCCUGGUUGUGAUUAUAACCAUUGGCUUAUUGUCAUGGAGUUCCCAAAAGAUCCUGCUCCAACCAGGGAACAGAUGAUUGAUACCUACCUCAACACUCUUGCUACUGUAUUGGGAAGCAUGGAAGAAGCCAAGAAAAACAUGUAUGCUUUCAGCACCACCACCUACACUGGAUUCCAAUGCACAGUGUCGGAAGAAACAUCCGAGAAAUUUAAGGGAUUACCCGGUGUCCUUUGGGUAUUGCCAGAUUCUUAUAUAGAUGUCAAGAAUAAAGAUUAUGGAGGUGACAAGUAUAUAAAUGGGGAAAUAAUUCCAUCCAAGUAUCCUGUUUAUGAACCAAAGAAACGAAGGGAAACAAAAUAUGAAAGUAGGAGAUAUGAAAGAAAAAGGGAUGGCCCUCCUCCUGAACAACGAAGACCGAGACCACAAGCAACUCGAACAGAAUCAAAUUCAGAAUAAGGUAGUGCAGUGAUUUUUUUUUCCUAUUAUUUUCAGUGCUUGCAUUGGAAAAUAGAAUGUUUUUGUUCAUUUCCCCUUGCAAUCCAUUAGUGACUUAAGAUUGUGCUUUGAACUAGAACUACUUAGAAAGAUAGAUGCAGAAUGAAGAGGUACUCCAAGGACUUCAUAUACUAUUCUUGGAAUUUUGUACAUGUUGUGUUGUAGUUCAUGUUCAUCCUGGAAAGGAAUCAUGUGACCUUGUAGCUCAAAUAUAAUUGGAGAAUAUAUGGCUUUGAAGUAGAACAGAUCUUUCUUAAAUCAUGUACCUUCAUUGGUUUUGGUUGGUU
Molecule: messenger RNA, 1088 nt
Organism: Benincasa hispida (wax gourd)
Lineage: Eukaryota; Viridiplantae; Streptophyta; Magnoliopsida; Cucurbitales; Cucurbitaceae
Gene: MORF9
Product: plastid developmental protein DAG
Biological process (GO): chloroplast RNA modification; cytidine to uridine editing
Cellular component (GO): chloroplast
Source: RefSeq, a predicted model, not a curated record